Messenger RNA from Drosophila montana, 1201 nucleotides. Its product is annotated as MYG1 protein C27H6.8. The transcript is spliced from 2 exons. Gene Ontology annotation, cellular component: nucleus; cytoplasm. The coding region runs from base 26 to 1165 and encodes 379 amino acids. NCBI's taxonomy places the organism in Eukaryota, Metazoa, Arthropoda, Insecta, Diptera, Drosophilidae. The record is from RefSeq and is a predicted model, not a curated record.
UGUGUACACAUUGUAUAUUGUGUCAAUGGUAACACGAUUUUUACCGCGUUUUUUGUCCAACAUCCGUAAACCGUUUAACGCUUUUGAUCAGACUAGUUACAAAAAGAAAAUGAGCUCUGCGAAUGGAGAACCAAAGCCGGCUAAACGUCCCACGCCCCUAACGAUAGGCACUCACAACGGAACGUUUCACUGUGACGAGGUUGUUGCCUGUUUUCUGCUUAAACAAUUGCCCGAAUAUGAAAAUGCUGAAAUAUUCCGCAGUCGCGACGAAAAGGCAUUGCGUGAGAAAUGCGAUAUAAUUGUAGAUGUGGGCGGCGUCUUUGACCACGAGAAGAAAUGGUACGAUCAUCAUCAGCUGACUUUUAAGGAAACCUUCAGCACUGUUCUCCCGGAACUGGUCGACGAAUUUGACAUAAGACUGAGCAGCGCGGGCCUAAUUUACUGCUUCUAUGGCGAGCGUGUGAUACAAUGUAUUUUACAACGCGAGAGAAAUAUGCAACUAUCUGCAAAAAAUAUAAAACUUGCAUUUCUGCAAAUCUAUCGGAAUUUUAUCAGUGAGCUCGAUGCCAUCGACAAUGGCGUGCCCAUGUUUGAGGUUGGCGAGCCACGUUAUAAGAUAUCGACACAUUUGUCGGCUCGCAUUAGCAAACUGAAUCCCUCGUGGCAGGAAACAGACGUUGAUAGCGAGCAGCGCUUCCAUACGGCCAUGACUGUAGCUGGCAAGGAAUUCGUUGAUAACGUGCUGGAAGUGGCCUGCACUUGGAUUGCGGCGCGUGAUUAUGUCCGUCAGGCAUUGGAGCAAGCAAAAUCGGUGCAUGCAAGUGGUCAAAUACUUCUGCUAGAAAGAUUCUGUCCGUGGAAAGUGCAUUUGAACGAUUUGGAAAAGGAGUACGGCGUGGAAGGUGUGCCCAAGUUGGUCAUAUUUAAUGAGGGUGCCAAUUGGCGAGUCGCAGGCGUGCCCGUCACGCCAAGCAGCUUCCUUGGUCGCAAGUUCUUGCCAACACCUUGGCGGGGUCUUCGCGAUGAGCAGCUGUGCCAGAAGGCUGGGACUAACGAUCUAAUAUUUGUGCAUCACACAGGCUUCAUUGGUGGUGCCAAGACAAAAGAGGCUGCGCUGGCCAUGGCACAGAAAAGCAUAGAGUUUGUCGACGAGAAUACAGCUUAAAUCAAUAUACAAUAAACUAGGUCAUUUCCUUACAAA